This is a messenger RNA of Amoebophrya sp. A120, 1473 nucleotides long. NCBI's taxonomy places the organism in Eukaryota, Dinophyceae, Syndiniales, Amoebophryaceae. The record is from the annotation of a GenBank genome assembly.
AUGACGAUCUCCGUCUCUCCUGUCCGCCGGUCGCACAGCGCCAGCUGCAAGAUCCUGCAGGGGACCGCCGCCACGGAUGCGGGCUACGUGGACGGCGCCUGCGUGCAGAUUGGAAAUCCGGCCUGCCCUGCCCAAAACGAGGACGAGAUCUGCGAAACGUUAAAGUACGACAGCGGGAAAGGGUGGGAUCGCUUCGCCGUGUAUAAUGCUGACUUCCUGGAUGCUGCCCGGAGCUCCACGAUUGGGACCGCUUCCGUUGAGUGCGCAGGGGGUAAGCCGGGCCGGUACGUGGUACUGGAAUUGCCCGGCGCUGCCGCGGGGGAGGUCCGCAUACUGCAAAUUACACAGGUGCGGGUGUUUGGCAAGAGGCUCGCGACCAGUGUAGAAGUUGCUACCGCCCCUCCUCCCAGUACCAGUGUGGCGCACGUGGUCACCUCCGCGACGACCUCCGCGACCAUCGCCCCGGCGCGGAAGUGCCUGUGCCCCAACGGGAUCCCUUCGGAAGGAUUUGCUUGCGCAGUGCAUGGAACGCCCGACUGCGUGGCCUGUCGUCCCGGAUUCCACCUGUACGCAAACCGGCAGUACUGCGGAAAAAACGGGUGGAACCGCUACGACGGCCCCGCCUUUAUGUAUUCGGAUCGCUUCCGGCACACUCUGUCCUACGACGCGCGGGCGUCUACCGUGCGCAUGCACAGGCCGCUCCGGCUUCCAAGCGGCGACUUGGCAUACCCCAUCCCCGGUUUGGUGGGGGUGCGCAACACGCGCGACCCCGCGGCAGAUCCGACCGAAACGCAGAUCGUGUCGCCCAUCUGGGACUACUUUCUUCCCCGCACAUCGGGUAGUGGGCAGUUCGAAGAGGUCGUGCUCACGAUCAAGUGGAACGACCAAGGCUGGGGGAGGCAAAAGGUAUUUCUCAUUGUGCGCUUGCACACCUCGCUGCACAACGUGAUUGCGGAAGACCUCGUGGGUCCGGCGCCGCACGAGUACUCCAAGGACGGGCAGCGCCGCGGACCCUGCACGACCUGCACCACCGACUACGAUUACGGGGGCGACACCUAUCUGCUCACCUACCACGGUUUUAGCACCGUCUACAGUGCCACCGGCGGGAUGUUUUACCGGCUCUACGCCCUGAUCCCGCAGGGCGCGGAAAACCAGUUCCGCAUGCAGAUUCACGGCAUUCGCAUGCACGCCAAGCCGUGGGCAACCGGGAUUCCCGACACGGCCGCCCGCUACAUGUUCGCAAAAAGCGUCGUGAGCGGGCCCCUGCCUGCCACCACGCGACAGUACAACCAGACGACGCCAGGUUUCGUGCCCAAGGAAGAUGCGAUCUAUCCAAGCGUUCUGGAUCCCUUUGUCCAAGACCAGCACAGAGGAGGGCUCAAUCUCGCAACGGACGUCACGACCUCGUCCCGGCAGCAACAGCGUUUUCGCCUGGGAGACAACGCGGAGUUCUCUUAUCAGGUGGACAUAUGA